This is a messenger RNA of Eurytemora carolleeae, 1413 nucleotides long. It is a transcript of the gene Vap33, whose product is annotated as vesicle-associated membrane protein-associated protein A. The record is from RefSeq and is a predicted model, not a curated record. Bases 54 to 806 code for a protein of 250 amino acids. NCBI's taxonomy places the organism in Eukaryota, Metazoa, Arthropoda, Copepoda, Calanoida, Temoridae. Gene Ontology annotation, molecular function: FFAT motif binding. The transcript has 10 exons. Gene Ontology annotation, biological process: endoplasmic reticulum membrane organization. Gene Ontology annotation, cellular component: plasma membrane; endoplasmic reticulum membrane.
AUGCAAUUUAUUUUUAAGAUAUUCGUUUCAGAUUAAUAUUUAUCGGAGGAAAAAUGUCUAAACGGGAUCAGGUUCUCAUUAUCGAGCCUCCAAUUGAGCUCUCCUUUCAAGGUCCCUUCGUGACAGCAGUGACUUCCUCAAUGAAACUAAAGAAUCCGUCUGAUAAGAAAGUCUGCUUUAAGAUAAAGACGACUGCACCUAAACGCUACUGUGUCAAACCUAACUCGGGAGUAGUCGAUCCAACAUCUGAAGUUCAAAUCGCAGUCAGUUUACAGCCGUUUGAAUAUGAUCCUUCAGAGAAGAAUAAACAUAAGUUUAUGGUUCAAUCGAUGUUUGCACCGGACGGAGAGAUUGAUCAAGAUAAACUGUGGAAGGAUGCUGACUCGAAUGAAAUGAUGGACUCUAAGCUUAAAUGUGUUUUCGUAAUGCCAGCUGGAGCUGAACAGAAAUAUGUCCCGGAGAAUAAGGUACCGGUGAAAGUAUACCCUGAACUUGAUAAAGUGGAACUACCAGUCAAGCCUCCUGCACCGGCAAAGUCUGAUGGAGAUAUGUCGGAUGCUGUGAAGGAGAUUAAGAAACUGAAUGAAGGAUUGUCUCAGAUUAGACAGGAAAACCUUCUUCUCAAGGAGGAAACUAUGCGUCUGAAGCGUAUUGCCGCAGCAAGCGAGAAGCCUGACGCUAGCAGCUAUUCCAGCACUACUGUUGCCGCGGUUGGUCCUAGUGGAGAGGGAUUAUCAACUUUAUAUAUAUACGCUGCCCUGGCUAUUCUCAUCAUAGGAAUGAUCCUCGGCAAAUUCUUCCUAUAGACAGCCAGGCAAUAGCAUAGGCCUGCCAAGUGGACAACGCUGGAAAAUGGAGUGCUGAUAAAUCUAGAAUGUAUAAAACUAAAUAUUUCACGCAAAUUGUUUCAAUUCUGAUUAUACUACUUUACAACCAGUCUUUGGAGCUGGGUUAUUUAGGACUUUUGGUCGGCAGAUGCCGAACAACCACAUAUUCUCGAGUUUAAAUGUGGCUCAAUUGUGCCAUUUUAGUCAUUUUCAGAGACGCUAGGUUCACCAAUUGUGAUUUCAUUAUGUAGUGUAUACUGUUAACGCUCUGUAUGAAAAAGUAAAUAAUGUUUGUUAGACUAUUUGGCCCAAGAACGGAAAAUUUUCUAGUGUUUUUUUUUGUGAUUUUUCUAACCAAGUUCAUUCCUGUCCAAUCAUUAGAUAUUUUUGAGGAAGGAUUUUUCAGUCGUUUCAUCUGUAUAUUUUAAUUUACGCUACCUCCCCCCCUUCCCUCUCUCUAUUUUUGUUCUUUUUUCACCGAAUCCCCGAAAAUUCUUGAGAUUUCACAUCCUUGACCCGUAAACUGUAUAAUGUUAAUUCUUUUGUUUCUAAGGUUCGAUAAUAAAGGAUCUUCUUCACUAUAAAA